CGUACAUGAGACUCAGGCUUCUGUGAUCACUGACUCAGGGGAAAGUUCUACGUGUAGGUGGACACGUGGGUUAGUCGAGGUAGAACAAGCUGCGUUUAGCUCUACAGAAUAAUCCCACAUAAAAUGGACGUGUUUAGAGUGCAAAACCCGGCCCUGCUUCAAGCUAUCGUAUGGGGAAAGAAUCAGUUUGAAUCGACCAUUACCAGGGGUUUCACGAAUGAGGCGGUGAGACGAUCAAUACGACACAACGCUACGGUACAGUAUCCUAUUCGAGAUGUGUUUUUCAAUGUAGCUAAUACUCAUGUAGAACUGACUGAUUUGAAUCUGCUGAGAGAACCGAAUUUUCGUUUUACUGCAGUGAAUUCAAAUCUGGAGCUACUUUCCCUGGAUGUGAAAAUCGACGUUGGAAAUUUGCAGAUAUCUGGAAAAUUCUUUGUUAAUAAUCAGGCCUUGAACAAUCUUCUGCCAAUCUCAACAACGGGGAAUUUGCAGAUUUCAUGUGAAAAUGUCAAAGCUGAAGGAUUGAUUGGAAUGUACCCAAUUGAAGACAGUUUCUUGACAAAUAAUUACGGACUCAAGUAUACCGCAGAAAAGGUUAUUGUUAAGAUCCUUUAUCAAAAUAACGACAAAGAGGUUAACGUCGAGCUAGAUAAGGACAGGAUUGAGGAAACGAUAGCUGCACAAUUGUGGAUGGAUCUAAGUGUAGUGCUAAGUAAAACUUUGAAGAAAUAUCUUGACGAAGUUAUCGUCGAGUUAUCAGUAUGUGAGUUGCUGCAGGGUGAGGAGGAACUGGUGGAUAGUUUAAAAUCUCACAAAAAGGCCAUAAGCGUAGUAGCUAACGACAUUUUUGAUAAAAUAAUCGCGAACGCAAAUAAUCGUAUUAACGAGUUGAAUUCUGCACAAAUUUCUGCACCGGAUAUCAAUGCUUCCUUUACAAGAAACGUGGCGGCGGUUACGACCACCGGAAGAUUCGAGGCAAGAAACGGCUGGUUUCGUAAUUUGGCAACCUUGCGUCGUAACGGUGACGUCACGGUCAGCUUAGAGAAUAAUUCGAUUGUGAUACUGGGUACCGUUGGCUUAAAUGAAUUGAAGAUUGGUUAUGAUCAAUACUCGGCAAAGUUUAUGGAUGUUGGUCCAACCGGUUCGAUUGAAACAACAGUUGGUAGCAAUGCUGCCCUCUUUAAAUUUGUAAUUGAAAAGUCCGAAGAUGGCGUUAGUGUACGUCUUGCUGAAUUCAAAAUUACUGAUAUCAGCAAAAUCGAAGCACACGUCACGGGUUUAGGUGGGCUGAAUUGGCUAGCAUCCAAAAUUUCAACCUGGACCGCUGGCACUUUAAGAUGGAACAUAGCACCUGUAGUCGAAGAGAAUAUCAAGAGGAAUGUGAACGACGUGCUGAAAAAUUUUCAAGUAGAUACAAUAUUAAAAAAAUGACUAUUGGUGUAUUACGGUAUCGAAUUUACUGAUAUCAAAGCAGAGAGUGAAUUGAGGAACGAAGAAAGAAAUUACAGUUCUUUUCACAGCGCCAUAUACAACAUGAAUUUCUUUAUAUGAAUUCCAGUAAAAUCUUUCAAAGUGUUUAUAAGACUAUUUUAUUCUAUCAGGAUGAUCGAAGACUGAAAAAUUUAUUUGUUAUAGCUUAAGCAUGGAUUGAUAUUUUUUUCGAUCAUGAUAUUUGUGCUACUUGUUUUUCUUUUUAUGCAUUCACUUGCAAGAGGCAGGAUACCAAUGUUGGUUAUUGAUUAUAUUUAUUUUGAAUUUAAUAGAGGUUUAUGGGCUACGAUGUGAUUAUUUUUAUGUCUAAGGUUUUAUCGCAGUAGACAAUCUACAUAUCAUAGUUACGUUCAAGGAUAUAUUGAAGUAUGAGAGAUAUAAGAUUUCACAAUAUUAAACCACUCUGGAUUGAUAAGCUGAAGCAAUAUUGUUAUUAUGCUCAAAUAAGAGAGAUUAUAAGGAACAAGCUACUGCAUUAUGAUAAUAAUUUGAAAUGUAGUAGCUGUUAUUAAACGUGAUAAAAGAAAUGAUGUAAACAUCGAUAAAAAGUUCAGUUCAAAUAAUUUUCAGUAGUUUUAGCAAUGGAAAACAGUGUUACCAGCAUAGUAUAUACUAUAUAAUAAAAAAAUAUUUUCGAUUAA
Molecule: messenger RNA, 2132 nt
Organism: Cephus cinctus (wheat stem sawfly)
Lineage: Eukaryota; Metazoa; Arthropoda; Insecta; Hymenoptera; Cephidae
Exons: 9
Coding region: 124-1431 (435 amino acids)
Source: RefSeq, a predicted model, not a curated record